This is a messenger RNA of Andrographis paniculata, 812 nucleotides long. RefSeq lists its product as uncharacterized. Lineage: Eukaryota; Viridiplantae; Streptophyta; Magnoliopsida; Lamiales; Acanthaceae. Bases 114 to 611 code for a protein of 165 amino acids. Gene Ontology annotation, cellular component: chloroplast inner membrane; chloroplast thylakoid membrane. The record is from RefSeq and is a predicted model, not a curated record. The transcript has 5 exons.
GAUUUCAUCGACACAAAAAUAAAUAUAAAAUAAAAAUAAAAUAAACAAACACUCAGCUCAGAGCAGACGGUCGCUGGCUAGCUGCACUUCUCGGAUUUCUUCCUUCAAUCGCGAUGGCACUGUCUAACUCGAUUGUGAUUUCCAAAGGCAAUGCUAUCUGUUUCUCAUCCGGUACUCCUCUUCGGUCAGCUGAUAAGAUUUCUGGCCCCUCCAACUUGGCCUUUACUUAUAAGAGUAUCUCGAAAUCAUCUACCUGCAAAAAGGCACUCGUCGUACAAGCAAAUUAUAGUGAUGGUGGAAGGUCAAGCAGCACAAACCUCUUUGUUGGCGGCUUUGUUUUAGGGGGACUAAUUAUCGGCACACUUGGUUGUGUUUAUGCGCCUCAGAUCAGCAAGGCUUUAACUGGAGCGGACAGGAAGGAUCUCAUGAAAAAACUGCCCAAAUUUAUUUACGACGAAGAAAAAGCUUUGGAGAGGCAACGUAAGAAACUUUCUGAGAAGAUCGAGCAGCUAAAUGCUGCAAUCGAUAAUGUGUCCAACCAAUUGCGAUCUGAAGACGAACCGCCUAAUGGAGCUGCUGUGGGAUCAGACGACAUCGAAGCUCUUAUCUAAGACUUUUGAUCUGUACUACGACGGCGUUGACGGCGAUGUCGGUAUCGAAGGUACUACUUAUUUGGGUUCUACAUUUCAUCAACACUCAGUUGCAUAGUGAUGUUGAAGUUUGCAAGAUUGAACACUUUAUAAAACAUACACACAUAAUGUUAUAAUGUUUUGGUCCCAACCAUCUAUGGAUCACCUUAAUUAUAUUCGUAA